Messenger RNA from Aspergillus uvarum CBS 121591, 2237 nucleotides. RefSeq names its product ABC1 kinase family protein. The transcript has 5 exons. Lineage: Eukaryota; Fungi; Ascomycota; Eurotiomycetes; Eurotiales; Aspergillaceae. Gene Ontology annotation, biological process: mitochondrion organization; lipid homeostasis. The record is from RefSeq and is a predicted model, not a curated record. Bases 1 to 1737 code for a protein of 578 amino acids. Gene Ontology annotation, cellular component: mitochondrial inner membrane.
AUGAGGGCGGCGCUCCGCAUCCCGCUGCGGGCUUCUGCCAAUUCUGAUCCCGCGCGACGCCGUGUUGGCGAUCAAUCACUAUCAUCACCGCCCUUUUGUACUCGAAAUGCAUCCACCUCUGCGACCUCGGGACGGAAUGACACGAGGCAGUCUGGGCCUGGGAAAUCGCGCAACAAAGUACUCAAAUAUGUUGUGAUCGGUGGAGCUAUUGCCAUUGCGGCAGUAGCAUACUCGGAUGAGGUUCAGCACUUUUACCGUGCGGCAGCGCGCACUGGACGAGUCGUCGGUGCACUUGCUAUCUGUAUCAAUGAUUACCGUGUUACUCUCAAGCAAGAAACGUCCACCCCUGGAGAAAGGGACGAAGCGAUACGGGCCUGCCACAAGCGUUGCGCGGACCGCACGCUACGUGUUCUCGAGCAGAAUGGAUCGAUCUUCAUCAAAUUAGGACAACACUUGAGCAGUAUGGGUUACUUGCUGCCCUUGGAAUGGACGACAACCUUCAUUCCUCUUCAAGACAGAUGCCCCGUCUCGUCCUUUGAGUCCGUCGAAGCGAUGUUCGUGGCUGAUACUGGUCGUCGUAUUGAUGAGCUCUUUUCGUCCUUCGACGCACAGCCUAUUGGUGCCGCUUCCCUCGCGCAGGUGCAUGUUGCUACGCUCAAAGAAACUGGUCAGAAAGUCGCGGUCAAGGUGCAACAUCCUGCAUUGGCAGAGUGGGCGCCGCUUGAUUUGGCAUUGACUCGAUUCACCUUCUCGACGUUAAAGCGCUUCUUCCCGGAAUACGAUUUAGAAUGGUUGUCAAAAGAGAUGGACCUGUCUCUGCCGCAAGAAUUGGAUUUUCGGAUGGAAGCUGAAAAUGCUAUGCGGACAAAGGAUUACUUCAAGAAGCAUUCAGAUGCCCCACUAGUCAUUCCGGAAGUGAUGUGGGCUCAGAAGCGUAUUCUCGUUAUGGAGUUCCUUUCCGGACGACGACCCGACGACCUUGAGUUCCUGGAUUCCAAUCACAUUGACCGGGAUGAGGUUUCCGCUGCAUUGGCACAUAUCUUCAACGAGAUGAUUUUCGGCGACAACGCUCCCUUGCACUGCGAUCCACAUGGCGGGAACAUCGCCAUCCGUCCCAACCCCAACGGUCGCCGUCACAACUUCGAUGUCGUACUUUACGACCAUGGACUCUACCGAGACAUUCCCCAAGAUCUGCGUCGCAACUAUGCAAAGCUCUGGCUGGCGGUGAUCGAAGCCGACGAGUUGCGCAUGCGGGAGUCCGCGCGCAAAGUUGCCGGCAUAACGGAUGAGCAAUUCCCUCUCUUCGCCAGCGCCAUUACUGGACGAGACUACAUGGUUCUCAAGAAAAAGGACAUCACCUCCGCCCGCACGUCAGCGGAGAGGGAGAGCAUGUCCGGUGCACUCGGCGAAGGCAUGUUGCAACAACUCGUCGAACUGCUGGGCCAAGUUCCCCGUAUCAUCCUUCUGAUUCUAAAGACAAACGACUUGACCCGCAGUCUGGACGAAAACCUGCAAACUCGCCAAGGACCCAUACGCACGUUCCUUAUUCUCGCACGCUACGCAACUCGCACAGUUUUCGAGGAACAAAUGGAAGCCGUUUACGAGGCAGGCGGUGUUCUCCGUCCUUCAAACUUCUGGCGUUACCUUUGCGCAUGGACCGGCUUCCUGCGCGUGGAACUGAAGCUUUCUGUCUACGAGGCUCUCCUAUCACUGAAGAGUCGCUUUGGGUUGGUAUAGAGCCACUUGUUUUAAUCCCUCUGUACAGUCUACUACACCCCGUCCCGAUUUAUCUGCAUCCGUUUAACUCGCACCGCGAGGAGCCCGCUCUUGAGCUUUCAGUGGGAAGUAAAAUGCUUUAGAGAUCAUCUUGCAGCUUCGCACGGUUUGUGCAUUUCUAUGGCGUUCAACCCCAUUCUCCUUAUUCUGUGGUUUCUGUGCAUCUUGGUCCGUGAUUUUGGCUUCAUAGACUAUGUUAUUGAGAAAAGCUAUGUGUAUAUUUAGUGGCUCAUAUAGUAUAGAAGGUAUGGGUAGAUUUCUUCUUUCAUCAUCAAGCAAGGCGAUCCUCAAUCUUCAGGUGUCGAUUAUCAGAUGUACGGAUGAAUGAUGAUGUCAGUCCGCACUACGUCGAUAGUGGCGAAUCAGAUAAUCCCGCUGCAACAACAGGCAGCACUCCAGUCCACAUAAGAAAUCAAGUGGGAAAAAUGGUGAAGGUGUGGAAAUCUUGAUAUAUAUUGUAG